Molecule: messenger RNA, 2418 nt
Organism: Tetrahymena thermophila SB210
Lineage: Eukaryota; Ciliophora; Oligohymenophorea; Hymenostomatida; Tetrahymenidae
Product: PH domain protein
Exons: 7
Source: RefSeq, a predicted model, not a curated record
AAAUUUAAUUUUGUUAAAUUUCAAUAGUAUUAAAAAACAAAAUACUACUCAAAUUAUAUACAUAUUUCUUCAUCUUAAAGAAAGCUGCUAACAAACUACUAACUUAAAAAUAUUAAACAAUCAAUUAGUAUAGAAAUCAUCAGCAAUCAAACUUAGAGAUAAAGAAGGAUGAACUAAGUGGAUAUACUUUCAGCGUAGGGCUAGUCUGGCCAUUUGUUUAAUUAGUCUCUACAUUAGUAUCAUAAUAAAUUUAAUGAUCCUGAAAAUAACUUAAAAAAUGAUUAAAAAAGCUCAAACGAAGAAUGCGAAUAUGAAAUUAAUAAUAAAAAUUUAAAUCCAGAAAAUGGGAGCGAUCAAAACUAGGAAAUAUCCUGUAAUGAAAACAUUCAAACAAUAAUCCAGUAACAGAUAAAAGAACUCAAAAGCAUGGCUAUUAUUUUGAAAUAAAAAUUUUAUGAAGAAAAAAAAUCUGAUUUUGAUUAAUCAAUUAUUGAGUAUACUCAACAACAAAAAAAGCUUUAUUAAGAAAAGAGUGAAUUUGAAAAGGGAAAUAUUUAAAAAACAUUUAGCUUUAACAAUUAGAAUUAAAAACCUUAAACUAACAUCCUCAGCCCCAGACAAGAAGCUUAAGCAAUUUAAGAGGAAGGGAGUUAGUAUAAGUAAGAGGAGCAGCAAAUAACCUUGCCAUAAUAGAUAGAAAAUUUAAAUUAAAAUGCCACUUAACCAUAAAUAUAGCAAUAAAAGAUCUAACAACCUUCUUAAAAUAGCAACAAAUCAAACUCUGAAAGCUAAGUAUCUGACUCUGAAAGUGAAGAGGAUAGCAAUUCAGAAGAUUUGUAAAUAGAAAAACUCAACUCUCAAAACUUGCUUUUAGAAAAUACUAAUAAAAGGCUAGUAGAAAGAAUAAACUAACUCAACUCAACAAUAGAAAAGCAGAUGGAAGAAUAAAAUUAAAUAAAAUAAAGAAAUGAAUAAAUAACGAGCCUUCUAUAUACCUGCAGCUUUGCAUAAUAAUAAAUAUAUCAAGUUGUUUAAUCAGCUCAAGUCUAAAUAGAUGUAUCUGUGUGUUAAGGACUCGUCACUAUCUAAGGAAAUAAAAUUAUUAUUUAUGAUGAAAUUAAUUCUGAAUUAAAAACUUCACCUGACAAAAUAUUUUAAAUCUACGAGCUUGUCUCAAUAGAAUAUCAAAAAAUCACUAUUAAAAUGAACUUUGAAAAAUCUUUGACACUUAAAAUUUAAUUUAAACAUAGAGAUGAUUUAAAAUAAUUUGAUUCAAUUCUAUACAUCUAAAGAAUGAAAAAAGUUUUAUAUCCAAAAAAACCUUUUUUUUAUCAUCCUUAGCUACCUAAAGCUGAUGGAGUUUAGGCUAGAGUAUUCGAACAUAUAGAAAACAGGAGCUUUUCUCCCAUUAGAACAUAAACAUAUAAUCCUGAAUUAAACACUAGUAUUUCAGUGUCAAGCUCAGUAUUUAAUACUAAAAAUUAACAAGAAAACCAAAAUUAAAAUUAACAAAAUAACAUAAAUAUUCUGCAAUCUGCAUAUUUUAGAUCAUCUAAUGAAGCUCAGGACGAAGAAAAGUAAAAGCCAAUAACUUAAUCGUAGCAACUUAAUCCUACGACACAAGGAAUAAAAAAAGAAACAAUUUCAAAUGAAAAUUUUUAAAUUCCAAAAAGCCCUCAAAAAAUAAACUCAGCAUUAAAAAUGUACUAGCAGAGAAGAUCUUUAAGAUAAGAGAGUGGAAAAGAGUUAUUAAGCUUUUAACCUAAUAAAAUAAAUUCUGAUUAAUAGUUCAACAAUAUUUCUAGCUAAAAAAUUAAUGAUAUCAGAAAUUUUAGCAAAGAAGGAACCCAAGAAACAACUGAAAUAAAUAAAAAUUAAUCUAACCUAUAAAAUCUUUCUAUCUUAAAUGAUUCUAAUCUAAACAAAUCUAUAGUUUCAACUAAGUAAAAAAAGAAUAAAAAACAAAUAAUAAGUGAUGAGAGAAUUUAUGAAGAAGCUAUGGACUAUUUAAAGAAGGGAGAGAAUAUGAUCAAAUAUAGUAAGAAUGGUAUACUAGGUCCAAAAGAAAAAACAAUUAAAAUAAGAAAUUUAGAAUUGAUUUGGUUCCCUGUAACUAAAGAUGAGAAAAAAGCUAAAUCCAUAAAGCUUGAAGAUAUCAUAUCUAUUAAUAUUGGAAGAGACAGUCCUGGAUUUUUAAGAUUGAAGAAACAAGAAAACAAUUAGAAAUGCGAGGAUAACUUUUUUUACAUUCGUUGUAAAAAAGACAGGAGACUGGAACUUUAAGCUAUCGAUUAAAAUUAAAGAAAUACAUUUAUAAAACAUUUACAGCGCGUGUUGCUUAACAAAUGUAAAGAAACAUAUAAAGAAAAGCCACUAUUUGAAGAUGACGUAAAUGAAAGCUAAGAUUUUAAUGAAUGA